GCCGGGACCCCCGGCCAGCGCGUGCGCGAACGGAGCCUGGGAGGCGGGCCGGCAUUGGGAUGAGUCUCCGCGCGCCGUCGCACCACUAAGGAGGAGGCCGGGGGCCGAGGGGAGCGCGGACCACCCGCGCCGGGCCGGGCCAUGGCGUUCCUGGCCGGGCCGCGCCUGCUGGACUGGGCCAGCUCGCCACCGCACCUGCAGUUCAACAAGUUCGUGCUGACGGGCUACCGGCCGGCCAGCAGCGGCUCGGGCUGUCUGCGCAGCCUCUUCUACCUGCACAACGAGCUGGGCAACAUCUACACGCACGGGCUGGCCUUGCUAGGCUUCCUGGUGCUGCUGCCGAUGACCAUGCCGUGGGGUCAGCUGGGCAAGGACGGCUGGCUGGGGGGCACACACUGUGUGGCCUGCCUGGCACCCCCCGCAGGCUCCGUGCUGUAUCACCUCUUCAUGUGCCACCAAGGGGGCAGCGCUGUGUACACGCGACUCCUUGCCCUGGAUAUGUGUGGGGUCUGCCUCGUCAACACCCUCGGGGCUCUGCCCAUCAUCCACUGUACCCUGGCCUGUAGGCCCUGGCUUCGCCCCGCCGCUCUGCUGGGCUACACUGUGCUGUCGGGUGUGGCCGGCUGGCGGGCCCUCACUGCUCCCUCCACCAGUGCCCGGCUCCGCGCCUUUGGCUGGCAGGCUGCAGCCCGCCUUCUGGUGUUUGGGGCCCGGGGAAUGGGGCUGGGCUCCGGGGCUCCAGGCUCCCUGCCCUGCUACCUGCGCAUGGAUGCGCUGGCACUGCUCGGGGGGCUGGUGAACGUGGCCCGCCUGCCGGAGCGCUGGGGACCCGGCCGCUUCGACUACUGGGGCAACUCCCACCAGAUCAUGCACCUGCUCAGCGUGGGCUCCAUCCUCCAGCUGCACGCUGGCGUCGUGCCCGACCUGCUCUGGGCCGCCCACCACGCCUGUCCCCCAGACUGAGCCACCUCCUGCCUGCCACGCCGGCCUCCCUCCUGACAGUCCUCUGGAACCAAUAGCGUGCUUCACUCCUGCUGCUGGUCUUGGAGGGGCCGAUGGCCUGGAUGCUUCCAGCAAACAGGACUUCCCAGCUGGGAGCCCUCAUCUGUUCGUCCGUUUCUCCCUGUGGACUAAUCUCUUCUACUCACACCUUGGAGCUCUGGCUUUCCCUCCCUGCUGCCUUCCUUCAGGGUACUGUCCCGGUAGGCUAGAAGGAACCCUUUCCUUCCUAGGCCUCAGUUUAUCCUUUGUGACCUAUGAGGGCAUGGCUGGAGGGACUCUGGGGUCAUGUCUGGCUCUGACAGUUGGAACCCUACCAGCCCAGAGCCAUGAGCCUACUCUGCCCCCACACAUAAGGUAUCUUAUGGGUGCCUGGCCCAGCCUUCAGCCCCUAUUUCCUGACUUUUGUCUUUCUGCUCUGCAUGCCAGCCCUCCCUGCAGCCUGAGGCUCACCUCCCCUCUUCUCCCUUCUGUCCAGAGACUGUGGAGUGAGGAGUUUGGGCAACAGGACCAGUCUCUUAUCCCAGGACCAAGGGGUAGGAGGGUAGCUGCAGCUGCUUUUUCCAGGCAGCUAGCACAAAGACACGAGAGCUGAGGGGCACUGGACUCAGGGUCCCCCUGUGCUGAGGCCCCCUCUCCACUCUUGAGGGCCAUGCUCUGAUGGCCUGACCUACACAGUGGGGAUGUGCCUGCUCAGGAAAUCUCGGCUACAUGCAGCGCAUGGCUCCUGCCUCCAGCCAGCUGGCCUGGGGCCCUGCAUGAGGGCCCAGCCUCGGUGCACGCUGGGGCCGCAGACCCUAGGCAACAUCAAUAAAGGGGCAGGAAGCACAGUGUUGCCACACAAACAAGCGUGGGUGCUCCCGAGAU
This is a messenger RNA of Neogale vison (American mink), 1866 nucleotides long. RefSeq names its product progestin and adipoQ receptor family member 4 (gene PAQR4). The transcript has 3 exons. The coding region runs from base 142 to 963 and encodes 273 amino acids. The record is from RefSeq and is a predicted model, not a curated record. Lineage: Eukaryota; Metazoa; Chordata; Mammalia; Carnivora; Mustelidae. Gene Ontology annotation, cellular component: membrane. Gene Ontology annotation, molecular function: signaling receptor activity.